AUGGGAAUUUGGGCGCUUCCGACGCUUCUGGUGACCGGGCUCCUCACCGCCCUUGGCACGGCGGAUGAGCAGAUGGUGUCUGUGGCCGUUCAGGAGGCCGCCGAAGGCGCCGAGGCCCUCCAUUUUCUGCAGCUCCACGGGCACUCGCUACCGCGUGCAGCGCAGCUUCGGGAGGUUCGCGUAUUCCGGCACUGCGUGCGCAGGGUGAGCAGCAAGGUGACUGGGGCAAAGCCAGGAUAUGCCCAUGCCAGCGACUACACGACUCUGCCGCUGCCUGUUUGGAACACGCCGGCGAUGUGGUGUACAGGCCGCGGAGCCAAGUUGAUCGAGAGCGAAGCACGACAGCUCCGGAGCAGCGACGCAACUCUCGACCCAUCCACCCUCAGGAUGUUGGUGGAUGUGGACCAGCGGGACGCCACCACUGCAGACUCCUUGCUACAGGGCUUCGCAGACAACAGCCGGGCCUUCACCGCCCAGGCAGAGUACUCCCCACUUCUCUUCGAUGCCUACUCUCCCGGAAAAGGCCCAGGCGUUUGCCAUGCCCCCGAUAUGGAGCUGGACAUCGCGCAAAAGGCACAGCUCCUGAAGGAGACGCCUAUGCCAAUGGGCGUCGGACUUGUGGGUGAGAUGAACCGUACCAGGUACAUGGAAGUCCUGCGGCUGAUGGAGAGCUUCAUCGGCAUCGGCGCGGCGGGGCCGCUGACGGAUCUGACGAGCCCGGCCGUUGGCAGGACGACGAGCAAAGCUGGCAAAGUGAAGGGAAUGAUCACUGGGGCGCCCAUUGUGCUGAAGCGCUUCGCGCAAAACAUGCUGUACUCGCACGCCUCAGGCAUUCUCUACAGCAACGCGAGCCUGGAGCAGAUCUACGAUUUCAGCUCCUGGAUCUACUGGCUUCGUCAGGUAUCCGAAACUCCGGUCAAACUUGUCUCGCAGAAGGCCUGCGGCGGUCUCUCCAUCAUCGCCAAGCUGCUGGGUACCUCGGCGGAAGACGCCCGUGCCCACAGCACGGUUUACGUGGGGCACGACAGUGACCUGGACGCCUUGGCAUACCUCUUCAACUUGACCUGGGAGGCGCCUCCCUUCCGAGCGCGUCGGCCCACCCCACCGGGAUCAUCCUUGGCAUUCGCGCCGCAAGGAGGCGGCAGGGCUUCGGUCCACUUCGCCUACCAGGACUUCAACUUUACGACGGACCGAGCAGGUAAACAGAUCGCGCCGGUCAAGAUCGUGAAGACUUCACCUGCACAUGUCAAUCUGGCGCAUGCCAAGGAUUGGAUCGAGAAGCAAAUCGUCAAGUUCGCAGGUCAGGACUGCCUCGAGGCCUGCAAGAGCGCCCUGAGCUUGAGCUGA
Molecule: messenger RNA, 1347 nt
Organism: Symbiodinium natans
Lineage: Eukaryota; Dinophyceae; Suessiales; Symbiodiniaceae
Source: the annotation of a GenBank genome assembly